AUGAGUACCAUAGACAGCACGAACUCUGACGGUGUCGACGAUUCACUGGGUGGCUUCGUCGUUCCAAGCAACAUAUUUUCGAUAGACUAUUACCAUGGACUUCCGUCAAAGCCACCUCUUUUGGCAACAACUAAGCCUCAACCAUAUAUCAAUCCAAUCGGAUUUUUCGAUCAUCCGGUUGCUAAAACUAUCCAUGCAAUUAGUGGGAAGAACCCUAUUGUUAGCAUGUGGGAUUCUGGCAUCUCGAAUGGCAUCAUGGGUGUUCUUAAGCAGAUGGAUAUAGAAUGGACGAGUCUGGAAGCAGUCCAUAUCCCGGUUGCAACAGACCCGUCAUUGGGCCCGGCAAUCGUCUGGAUUGGAGUACAACCGGGCACUCUCAGUUAUAGGAAGGCUGCAAAAACAGCAUUAAUGUGCCAGGAAGUUAUCGAUACGAAUUCAAUUGCAGAUUGCUUUGUGGAAAUACGCUCUUCAGUUGUCAGAAGAUCUGGUGGUGAUGGCGGUGGUGUUCGGUUUAUCGACCUUUUCAAAGUCCGGGAUCUGCUACGGGAGGAAAAGGAUCCUUUCACUGCAACCUUGAGUUUCCCUAUUUCCGCUAAGGGGACCUUGGAUCCGGCGGGGUCUGCUGGUUUUUUCCUAGACGGUGGUAGCGAGGAUAAUAACAUCUACCUUGUCACCGCUCGUCACGUAGCCUUAGUUGAGAGCUUUGAGGAGAGUCAAGUCGAGUACACGAAGACCGAUACGAAUCAGCCCAAAAAAGAGAUAGUUCGGAUCGGAAGCAAUGCCGAUUUACAACAGAUUGUCGGUGAUAUGGCCUCUAAAAUCGAAAGUCUCGAUGAAAGGGGUUUGGCGAUAGAAAACGCCAUAGAAAACGCCAUAGCAAAUGGGACAGCUACUCCCGAUGAUAGAGCAAGCCUAACACUCACUUCAAGUAAGGUAGCUAAGCUCGAGGAUCUUCACAAAUAUAUCGAUACCCAGUGGGGAACUGUGGAGAGCCGAGUUCUUGGAGAGCUCGUUUGGGCGCCGCCUAUAAGUUUUUCUAUUCAGCCAGGUUGCACCACGCUGGACCUAGCCGUUAUUAAAAUAGGACCCGGAAUCCUUGACGAAAAGAAUUUUCUUGGAAAUGUUAUCCACUUUGGAGACAGGCUCACAAACGCUGAGAUAAGGGAAAUGAUUAAAAAGGAUCCCACAAUCGCCACGUCUUUUAAAAUUCCUGAAGACAGACUUGUUCGGCUUCACGGUCAAACUCCGAAGGCGGAGGUUGCCACACCUUCUACGAAGGAUUCUAACGGCGAAAAUUGCCCCAUCGUUUUCAAGCACGGUCCCAAAUCUGGGGUCACUUUCGGGAAGGCUUCCUGCGUAUCUUGUUACACACGUCGAAUAUGGGAGGGUGUUGAAAUCCUAUCCCGUGAAUUGGGGGUCAUCGGUAUUGCCGCAAAACGUCGACUUCGCGAGUCUCCCUUCGGGCCUCUUUUUUCAGAGGCUGGCGAUUCCGGUGCAUGUGUCGCCGAUGCCUAUGGCAGGAUUAGUGGGAUAGUUAUUGGUGGUUCUGGUUUUAGGGAGGGGGUGAACGAUAUUACUUAUGUCACACCCAUACACCUCAUUAUGGAAGCGCUACACUCGACGAAAAUGUUUCAAAAUGCACAUCUUGAUGUGAACCUUACUUAG
Molecule: messenger RNA, 1665 nt
Organism: Orbilia oligospora ATCC 24927
Lineage: Eukaryota; Fungi; Ascomycota; Orbiliomycetes; Orbiliales; Orbiliaceae
Exons: 1
Coding region: 1-1665 (554 amino acids)
Source: RefSeq, a predicted model, not a curated record